Messenger RNA from Humulus lupulus (European hop), 1096 nucleotides. RefSeq names its product two-component response regulator ARR11-like. Gene Ontology annotation, molecular function: DNA-binding transcription factor activity; DNA binding. The transcript is spliced from 5 exons. The coding region runs from base 198 to 917 and encodes 239 amino acids. NCBI's taxonomy places the organism in Eukaryota, Viridiplantae, Streptophyta, Magnoliopsida, Rosales, Cannabaceae. The record is from RefSeq and is a predicted model, not a curated record.
UAUUCACAGUCAAAAGUCUGUGGUUUGAGACUCAGCAAUAUAUGCUUUUUGUUUGGUUUAACAACGCAUUCAUAUUGAUUUGAUCAGACUUAUACUUACAAACAAAUAUUUUCUAUUAUAGUUUACAGAAGGAGAUAGAACUCUUGUGUGUGUGUAUAUAUAUAUAUAUAUAUUAUAUUGUGGUUGGGUUAUUUUGCAUGAUCGAUAUCAUCAUCAAGACAAAAAUGGCUGAAAACGGUAAGAGAAUCGGAGUGAGAAAAUACAACAAAUCUGAAUUUCCACGGCUGCGAUGGACGCCUGAACUUCACGACCUCUUUGUCGAUGCUGUUCGAAUUCUCGGCGGAAAGGACAAGGCAACUCCCAAGCGAAUUUUGCAGACAAUGAGUGUCAAAGGACUGAAAAUUUCUCACGUCAAAAGCCAUCUGCAGAUGUACAGAAGCAUAAAGAAUGAAGAGGAGAUGAAUAUGUUUGUACGAACAAGUCAGUUGUCGAGGAAGCACUUGCAUGAAAUACAUCUUAAAGACAGCAAUAGACUCUUCUCAUCCCUUUUCUCUCGUCAAAGGUCAUUUGGAAAUAAUGAAUUGAGAAAUGAUUGGAGGGAUUUUGAUCAUAAUGAAGGCAAAAAUGAAUUACUUCGGCAAACAGAAUAUGAUCAAGCCAGCCAGAAUGAGGUUAUUCAGGAUUCGAGCAUUGUUACAUCUCUAUUUAACAACAAUAGUAUUAGUAGGCCAAAGGAAAAGGAAGGCGUUGUGAUGAUGAAUGAACUUUGCUGUGAGCUCUCAUUGAUAUCGUCCAAUACAACACCUAAUAAUAUGCAAAGUACUACUGUAGAAGAAAAGGGUUAUAGUAGUCCUAGUAGCUCCCAUUCUAAUUUAACUACUCAUCACAAUCACAUUAACUUGGACCUCACCAUAUAGCUACCCUAGUACGUACCUUCAUGUAUAACAUUCUCUCUCUCUCUCUCUCUCUCUCUCUCUUGAGUAUUGUUGUUAUUAUUUAAUUAGUGAUCUAUUAAUGUAGACAUAUAUAUAUAUAUUAGUUAGCCAUAUUAUUAUAAAGAAAUAUCUAAUAUAUUUUAUGUGGACUCCUAUGCGUA